This is a messenger RNA of Bombyx mori (domestic silkworm), 4053 nucleotides long. RefSeq lists its product as uncharacterized. Lineage: Eukaryota; Metazoa; Arthropoda; Insecta; Lepidoptera; Bombycidae. The coding region runs from base 200 to 2068 and encodes 622 amino acids. The record is from RefSeq and is a predicted model, not a curated record. The transcript has 5 exons.
GACGUUUGACGUGUUUCCUCUUUCAAAUAUUUGAAUCGACGUUUGUUUUCUUGUUUUGAAAUAAGCGGUUGUUCAACCGUUUUCGUGAUUGAUCCAGAUUAAUUAAACGACGUGUUUCUCUCGGCUUAUUUCAAUAUUUAUAGGUACAUACAUAAGAUAUUGUUAAAAAAGGCACUAACUGUGAAUUGUUGUUUUAAAAAUGGAAUCUGUAACUGAUCGGUUGAAUAAGCUCCGAGAAGAACGCAUCGCUAGGGAAAAGGCGCGAAUCGAAAAGUUACGGGAAUUAAACCUCAAGAAAUAUAACAAAAAUGACACCCAACCCAAGAACUCUGUGUCAAAUGGUAGUGUGGCCGGUAAGUCGAUCAAAAAUGAAACUGGAUCAAAUAUAACCAAAAAUAAUGUCAAUAGUAACUAUAAAAACAAUUUUCAUGUUAAUGGAGUAAUUACAAAAAGGCCUCUCACAGCCCCAGAAGCUAGAAAAUCUUUGAUGCCUAAAAAAGAUGAUAAUGGUAAAUCAAACAUUGCUAAUGAUCCUAAAAUUGAAACAAAAAUUGAGAAAAACUUUAAGAAACCAGAUGUAUCAAAUAACAGAACUGGGAGCAAGAUACCAAUGAUGGGUACAUCAAAACUAGCUUGUCAUCAAGUAACAAAGGAUGAGAAAAAACUGAAUGCUCCAAAAAUUGAGGUAAAACAUACAAGAAAAAGUUUGGCAGCACCAAAACUUAGUAACCCGAAACCAACUAUGACAGCAACUAGGAAGACAAUGAUACCAAAGAUGUCAGAUACAAAUACCCGGGAAUCUGUCUUCGAUAGGCUAUACAAACCCAAAGUGAUUGCAAACCAUGAUAAUGACAUCAACAAACUAAAAACUGAUCCAAAUUAUUUGAAAAAGGUCAUUAAAAGCUCAGGGUUGCUGCUUGAAAAAUCUCAUGCUGCCGUCAAGACCAAGCCACCAGUUCGCCGCUCUAUAUCUGCUGUACACUUCAAGAGAAUAAGCAAAAAUGAAAUUGGCAAUUGCAUUCAUAAGUGGGCUUCAAUUGGUGAUAAGUUAAAUAAUGUGCAUUUAAAACACAUUAACGAAGAUGAAACAGUAAACGCUGACAAAGUUAUAUCAGCUAUUAAGAGUGAAAGGAAGAAGGUUAAAUUCAUGACUCCGAUACCUCAGAAUUUCAAUACGCCACGCCCGGAAGAACUACAAGCAAGAUUAAAAUCUUGGUUACAAAAACGUGGCAAAUCAUUAGACACUUACCAUCAUUUGCAAUGUUUUGGGAUCAAUCAUUUAUCGAACAAAGACAUUGUACCUUUAGCCUUUGAAGAAUUACCACAAUUUAACUAUGAAGAGGAAAAUAAAGAGAAUAUUGCUCUGAAUUCUGACAGCGAUGACGAUUCGUAUGUCGAAAACAUGAAUGAGAAUAACAAACACGUCAAAGAUACAGUGAAUUGGCGGCGAGCUAGCUGCGUCAGUGAAAGCGUUGACUUCAAUGAGAGUGCUGACAGUACGUUGACAUCGACAGACGUUUUUAAAAUUGAUGAAAUAUUACUGGGAGCCUUGAAUGACCUUACUGAUUUACUGAAAGAGGGCUUCGAUUGGGAGCAAAGUGCUCGUUGGCUCCGAGCUAUAAGGGAGAGAUUCCCUGACGCGUCCAACACGGCUGCUUACUGGGAGUGCAGGGCUGCUCUAGAAGAGAGACGAGGAGAUUUGCCGGCUUCCGUACAGUGUUGGGAGGAGGCUAUCGCUAAGGGAACUGAGCAUUCAGUCGUCGAAGCGAAUCUCGACCAGUUACUGGACAAGUUCAUGCAGCUGAAGAUCAGCCCGAACAGCGGUAAGCGGCGCUGCAUCGAUCCCAAAAUGGUAGACGUCAAAAACGUCUUCAAAAGUACGAUCAUACGUUUCGCUGUUCAACAAGCUAAAUUGCGCAGGUCCGAGGGCCCCAAGUACACGGUGACGCCGGUCCGCCGCAGCGGGCGUCUCAGCAUCCGGACCCCCUUGGCUGAGUGCAGCAGCGUGCGGACUCUGGCGCCGGGCCACGCGUUCGUACCGAACCCUACCAUAUGUCAAACGCCCUAAGAAAAUUAAAGGAUUUUAAUGUGGCCCAUUCAUCCUCAACGAUUGAUAUUGAAUAAUAGGACAGCAUCGUUAACAUGCCGAUGCGAGUGAAAUUUUCGGAGUUCCAUAUCAAGGCGGCAAUGUAAAGCGUACCAUGGAAACUAGUUUCAAUAAAUUUAUUAGGCUUUCCUGUUGAUAACACAUCAGUACAGAGAUGCUCCUAUGAGUGACAUCACUAAAACAAUUUUGUUGAUAACAAUGAUUGCGUCACUUAAACCGUUUGAAAUUGCUGUGCAAAUUUAAAUUGACGUUUAAUAAUAAUAAUAAUAAUAAACAAUUGUUCCAAUCAUAAAUUAGGUACAAAAACAAAAAAAUUACGAGGCUUGUGGACGGUUACCGGCUCAGCAAUGCCUAACAGAUCAACUCAAUCGAUACUGCAGCGUUGGUCUUCCGCCGGCACCUGCGGAGUGACGUGCACACCAGCAUCAGACCGACCAAUCGUUAUGUAUUUGAAUCAAGCAAAUUUUUUGUAUUUCUAAAUUGUCACAUGUUACGUGUGUGACGUCAUAUGUAGUAAACAAAGAGAAAUACAUGAAAUAUUCACAUAAUUACGUCACACGGGUGUCAUAAAACAACGCAUUAGAUUUUAUUGAUUGCUUUUAACAAUAUUAGUUUCCAAAAAAAAAAAAGAAAAUGGCGUGUUUUAUUCAGCAAAUACCGUUUGAUAAACCCCUUGUGUGAUUAAAACGCCGUUGUUACUAUAUUAAAUUUUAAUUCUAUAAUUUGGGUACGUUACACACUAUACGCUAUUUGAUAUCGCGUAAAUGUAACUACAUAGCUUAGUGGUGGUAUUGUGUAUGGCUACCCCGCAUGCGUGGGUACUAUUCCACCUAUAUCGGAUGUGAGCCGAUCGUGUGUUCGAAGGAUAGAGCAGCCGUUAUGGAACUUCGAUCUCUUGUGGAAGGGCGCUUGCCAGGAUAGCUGUGUCCAUGGGCUCCGGAGACUGCUUAGCCAGAUGCACUGGAGUCGGUCAUCCAUGUAAAAUAAAAUUAAAAUUGAAAUGUUUUUAGAAAUCAUGCCCAAUGAUGAAAUAUUAAUGAUGCUAGUAAUUUUAUAAAUAAUAAUUAGUGAUAUUAAUAUGUAUGUUUUAUAAGUUGUUCUUUUUUGUGUUUGUUGGUAUUAAUGCGGUGAGAUGUUGGAUGCAAGGCUUAUCAGAUUAAAAGUGGACUGUGUUUACAACUGGUUUAUUAAUUGAAUGUUCGUACAGUUUUAAGGGACCGAGAACGAUUGUGUACAUAUUUUUGCGUUGCUGCUCAUCAUUUUGUCCCCUCCCGCUUCCGCUGCGAUGACGAAAAUAGGGUUGCUAUGUUUCAAACAGUGUUACUAUUUUGUUAGUAUUUUGUCUCUAUGAGAAAUGGAUUAUAUGCGAUAAUUUCACCACCCCUGAAGAGGUUAUCUGAACAAAAAUCAAUUGGGAUAAUAAUAUUAAACGAAAACCGGAUAGAUGGAAUGAUUUCGCAACAAAAUGUCGGAAAUUUACUUAUACCAAAGCGGUUUUUUUUAAGAAUUCAGUGAAUUUAUUUUCUCACACAAGUUCACUUUCACAGGAAAUAGACCACCGUUAUAACUUUUUUUUUUAAUGCAAUUGAUUUGACAUUAAUUCGCCGAUCGUGUUCCCUCCAAAAAGCUCUGCGUCAAUUUUCGAACGAACAUUUUUUUGUUAGAAACUGGCCUUGUGUGGUGAUGUUUUUGAAUACGAUUAUUAUACGGCCUAUAUUUAAAUAUAAUGACAUUUUUAUUCUACCCAUAAGUACAUGUUAACGUAUGCAAUUGGUGAAAUAUUUUAAAAAUUAAUAAUAAUAUAUUGUUUGUUAAUCAAAUGUACGAUAAAGAAAUUUGUGCUUUAAUAAGAAUUUUUAAUACCAAUACAAUAGUUUAGAGUCGGUAUGUGAAUGCAUGAUUGGAAUGUUUAAUGAAUGUGUAGGAAUAAAUAUAUUUUAUUGAAA